AUGGUUCUAUCACAGGGAGGCGAUCAGGGGUCCGACAAGAGGCCUCGUCAUUCAGGAAGAUUCAGUGGUGACUCGUCUGGAGACAGGGAUUCUUUUGGUGGCCGUGGUUCUCAUAUUCAGUAUUCUGAUCAACAGUCCUACAAUGCAUAUCCAGCUCCUAUCAGUGCACCUCCGCUCCAAAGCUUUCAGGGUCGUCAGUUCCAGCAGCAGAAGGCUUAUGGCAAGGCAUCAACCAUGGUAAAAAUAUCAUGUGCUCCUGGCAUGGCUAACUCGGCACUCUCAAAGAUUAUCUGGGAGGUCUUUUUGGGCUGUAAUAUGGCUUUUGGACAGGAACUUGAGUAUGAUGUGCUAGUUCACGUAGCCAGGCGUUUGAAUUUGGUUGAAGACUACCUUAAUUUCGCCGCUGUCUGCAAACCCUGGCAACUUGCGGCCACCAAGGAAAAUUUUAACAGUGACCUGCCUAGGGUUCCAUGGCUUAUGUUAGCCGAGGAAGAAGGAAGCGACGUUAAUUCAUGUAGAAAGUUCUUCAACCUCUGCAAUGACUUGAUUUUCAAGACGAGGAUACCAAAAGCCAACGGAAAAAGAUGUCUGGAGUCUAUGGGAUGGCUUGUCACAGUGGAUUUGGGAAUAGACGGUGAAAUUAGUCUGCUGCAUCCUUUUUCCGGUGUUCAGAUUGAACUGCCUCAUCAAAAUACCACUGAAGAUUGUACCCGCAACAAGACUCGAUAUAUAUGGAAUUUUAUUGACAAGGCUGUUUUGUCGGCUAGUCCUUCUAAAACAUCAGAUUAUGUUCUUAUGGUUAUUGAGGGAGAAAAUAAGUACCUCAGUUUUUGGAGGCCAGGAGACUUGAAAUGGACCAGGAUUAGAAGAGAAAACUAUGACCCUCAUUCUUGUGAUCAACAUUGCGAUGUGGUUUACUUUAAUGGCAAAUUUUAUGCAGUUGAUAUGCAAGGCAAUGUGCUAGUUUGCAAUGUUACUAGUGCUGAGGCUCAAAAAGUAGCUCAGUUGCCUUCAUCAAUGGAUAUCUAUCAAAUGGGAUAUCACAGGAGAGCUGAAUACUACAUCUUAGAAUCACUAGGAUCAUUACUUGUAGUUGUGCGACAUGGUAGUUUGGGAAUGCCCAGGUUUCCAUUCACACCUGUCUUUGAGCGUGAAGUUUAUGAUGAUGAGGAGGUCCGGCUCAUUUUUCAUACAAAUUCUUUUCGAGUUUACGAGGUUGAUUUAGCUGCUGGUACAUUGACGGAAACCAAACAAAUAGGGGACAGGGCUAUCUUUUUGGGUGCUAAUGCAUCUCUGUCAGUCCAAGCUUCUCAAUUUCCUGGAGUUAACCCCAAUUGUAUUUAUUUUACUGAUGAUUUUUAUGAACAAUACAGUGACUAUGUAGAAGGGGGCGGCUUGGACAUGGGUAUUUUCAAUAUAGCAGAUGGCACCUUGAAGGGUCAAUUUAAGUCUCUUUCCCGAAAUCGUUUUACUCCACCGAUGUGGGUCACACCGACUCUGUGUUGA
Nicotiana attenuata is the source of this 1506-nucleotide messenger RNA. RefSeq names its product F-box protein At2g26160-like. The record is from RefSeq and is a predicted model, not a curated record. The transcript has 4 exons. The coding region runs from base 1 to 1506 and encodes 501 amino acids. Lineage: Eukaryota; Viridiplantae; Streptophyta; Magnoliopsida; Solanales; Solanaceae.